AAAAAAUUAAUUUUGAUAAAAAAAAUAUAAAUUAACUCAAAAAUGGACAACUUCUCUUCAAAAGCUUUAAUGAAUCAUAUAAUUAGUAUCGAUGAUUUAAGCUUGAGUUCCAACUAGAAUGAAAAAAAUGAUUGUGCUUAGAACUACGCAUAAGAUAAUCAUAAGUUAUAAACAGACAAAAAUCAUAUAAAAUACAGUUAAUAAGAUGAUUAAAAUAGUAGAAAAGAUCUCUCCUCUUAUAAAGAGCAAAAAGGUAUAUUUUAGAGAUAGCCAUUAACUGAAUUUAAAGCAGAUCAUAGAUAAUAGAUAGGAAAAGAAUAUUCUAAUUAGAUUCAUAAUUUUGAAAUAAAAUAAAAGGCUUAACCAGAAAGUUAAAAAACAAGCAAUAAUUCAACUGGUUAAGCUAAUGGGAAUCUAGCACAAAAAACAGAAAAUUUAAUUGCAAAUAAUAAAAGAUUUAGAAAAUUUUAAAAUUCUUUUAAAGAUUAUGAUGCUUUUGAUAGAAAAUUAGUUCUUUUUAGUUUUUUAAAGAUUUAAAAAAAAGUUAAUUAUCUUCCAAAUCAGGUUGAGGCUUUCAUUAACAUUGAUGACUCAAAUUAACUAAAUACUUUUCUUUAGAAAAACAAUUUAAGUAACGAAUUCUAUUAAUACUUAAAAGAACAAAAAAAAUAUACUAAAUCUUUGGCUUCUCAAUUGAAGCAAUUCGUUCUACAAAGAAAUCCAAGUGAUUAUAUGAAAGGAUAAGUAAUUGAAAAUAUUUAUGAAAAGAAUAAAUACAACUUUGCUAACUAUUUGAACAGAUUAUAAAGUGAAAAGUUUUUCAAAAAAUUUUUUGAAAAAGUUUAGUAAAUAAAUAGUCCGGAAAGUAAAUAGCAAGUAUGUCCUGAAAUUCCAAUUUACCAUUACAUAACUAUUUUGAGAGACUUUGUAAAAAAAUAAAAUAAUAAUUAAGAUUAAUUGAUAGAAGUAUAAGCUUAAAUAAGUAACAGUUAAGAAAAUUAAUAAAAAUAAAAUAAAAGUUAAGAAAUAACUUUAAGUAAUAAUUUACUCCCUUAAUUUGGUGCUAGCUAAAUAGUGGAAGAACAAAAGUGUAAACCUAAUGAGCUUAACAUUCAAAAAUAUAACCCACUUUAGAUAAGAAACAGUCAUUAGAAAUAAGACAACAACAAAAUAGAAAUUAAAUAAAAUUUAGCUUAAAAAAUAUUAUUAAAAAUGGAAGCUAUUGAACUUUAAAAUGCUGAAAAUAAAAAGCUUUAAUCUUUAAAUAGCUAAAUUUUGCUUGAUAUUCUUUAAGUCUUAUAAAGUUAGCGAGAAGAUUAAACGAAAUUUAAUAAAUUAAUUUAUGAAAAUAUACAAGAAUUAAUUAACAAUAUAAAAAAUUCUAAAUGA
This is a messenger RNA of Tetrahymena thermophila SB210, 1389 nucleotides long. RefSeq lists its product as hypothetical. The transcript has 6 exons. The record is from RefSeq and is a predicted model, not a curated record. NCBI's taxonomy places the organism in Eukaryota, Ciliophora, Oligohymenophorea, Hymenostomatida, Tetrahymenidae.